UCAAGUGUGCUGUUGGUUAAUACGGUGCUUCUCACAAUUAUAAUAACAUUUUACAUGGCCUUCAUCAGAGAUAUGGUUGUCUCUUUCUGUAUAUUUUGAGGAGUUCCACUUGGAUUGAAUCAAUUUAAGAUGGUGAAUUCGGGGUUCUUUUCCACGGACAAGCCUUUGAAGUCAAGGAAGGUGAGCUUCAGAAUCCCAUACUAUACUCAGUGGGGACAGAACCUUCUGAUCUGCGGUUCAGAUCGGUUGCUUGGUUCAUGGAAUGUGAAAAAGGGUCUAUUAUUGAAGCCUUCUCACCAAGGGGAAGAGCUGAUAUGGUCUGGAAGCAUUCCAGUUCCUCCUGGAUUCCAAAGUGAUUACAGUUACUAUGUGGUGGAUGAUAGAAGAAAUAUCCUGCGAUGGGAGGUUGGAAAGAAAAGGAAACUGUUGCUGCCUGAUGGGCUUCAGGAUGGGCAGUUACUAGAACUUCGUGAUCUCUGGCAGACUGGUUCUGACAAUAUCCCUUUUAGAAGUGCAUUUAAGGAUGUCAUCUUUCGGACGAGUUGGAGUUUGGGUGUUGAAAGGACCCUGGGGAUCACUCAGAAUAAGCUGGACCAGGAUGGUUCAGUAAUUCUGCAAUUCAGAAUCUGCUGCCCCUAUUUAGAGGAAGGAACAUGUAUUUAUGUGCUUGGUAGCUCCUUAAAUCUUGGGCAAUGGAAGAUUCAGGAUGGCCUUAAGCUCGUGUAUGCUGGCGAUUCGUUUUGGCAGGCAGACUGUCUUAUGGGAAAAGAUGACUUUCCUUUAAAAUACAAGUACUGCAAACAUAGUAAGGCUGGAACAUCAGUGGAAUGUGGUGCCAGUCGCGAGAUUUCUGUUGAUGUCACAACAGGUGAAUCUAGAUUUGUAGUUCUUUCAGAUGGCUUAAUGCGGGAAAUGCCUUGGAGGGGAGCAGGUGUCUCAAUACCCAUGUUUUCUGUACGAUCGGACGCUGAUCUUGGAGUUGGGGAGUUUCUUGACCUGAAGUUACUUGUAGAUUGGGCCAUUGAAUCUGGCUUUCAUUUGGUUCAGCUUUUGCCCAUCAAUGAUACAUCAGUCAACUGUAUGUGGUGGGAUUCAUAUCCAUAUAGCUCCCUCUCAGUAUUUGCAUUGCACCCAUUAUACCUACGGGUAGAGGCAAUUUCAGAGAACAUUCCAGAGGAUAUCAAGCAAGAGAUCAGGGAGGCAAGAGUUCAGUUGGAUAAAAAGGAUGUAGAUUAUGAAGCUUCCAUGGCUACAAAACUUUCUAUUGCCAAGAAAAUUUUUGCUCGUGAGAAAGAGACCAUACUAAAUUCAAAAUCAUUCCAGGAGUUCUUUUCUGAAAAUCAGGAAUGGUUGAAACCAUAUGCUGCUUUCUGUUUUCUGCGGAACUUCUUUGAAACAUCUGAGCACAGUCAAUGGGGUCGGUUUUCUGAAUUUUCAAAAGAAAAGCUUGAGAAACUCAUCUCAAAAGAAAGCUUGCACUAUGAAGUUGUUAGUUUUUAUUACUACAUCCAGUUCCAUUUACAUCUACAAUUAUCAGAAGCUGCGGAAUAUGCACGAAAGAAAGGUGUAGUGCUGAAAGGUGACCUGCCCAUUGGUGUUGAUAGGAAUAGUGUCGAUACCUGGGUCUACCCAAAUUUGUUUCGCAUGAACACCUCAACUGGGGCACCACCUGACUAUUUUGAUAAAAACGGCCAGAAUUGGGGAUUCCCCACUUAUAAUUGGGAAGAAAUGUCAAAAGAUAACUAUGGGUGGUGGCGUGCUCGUCUAACACAGAUGGGGAAGUACUUUACAGCUUAUAGGAUUGAUCACAUAUUGGGAUUCUUCAGAAUAUGGGAGCUCCCAGAACAUGCAAUGACUGGCCUUUGUGGAAAAUUUCGACCUUCUAUUCCUAUUAGUCAGGAAGAACUCGAGUCAGAAGGAUUAUGGGACUUCAACCGUCUGACCCAGCCUUGUAUUGGACAAGAGCUUUUACAGGAAAAAUUCGGAGCUUCUUGGACAAUAAUUGCCUCUACUUUUCUGAAUGAAUAUCAAAAGGGCUUUUACGAGUUCAAGGACGAAUGCAAUACAGAGAAGAAAAUUGCAUCUGUGCUGAAGUUAUCCAUGUUUGUAGAGAGUGAAGAGAAGCUACGACGGAAACUCUUUGAUCUUCUGCAGAAUGUAGCACUUAUUAAAGAUCCAGAAGAUCCGAGAAAAUUUUACCCUCGCUUCAAUGUUGAAGACACAACAAGCUUUAUGAAUUUGGAUCAGCACAGUCAAAAUGUCCUAAAAAGAUUAUACUAUGAUUACUACUUCCAUCGACAAGAAGAUCUUUGGCGUGACAACGCCUUUAGGACUCUGCCUGUUCUUUUGAACUCAUCAGAUAUGCUCGCUUGUGGGGAAGACCUAGGCCUAAUUCCCUCCUGUGUUCAUCCUGUGAUGCAAGAAUUGGGCUUAGUAGGCCUACGCAUUCAACGCAUGCCAAGUGAACCUGAUCUAGAGUUUGGUAUUCCUUCUCAAUACAACUACAUGACGGUUUGUGCUCCAUCAUGCCAUGACUGUUCUACUCUACGUGCUUGGUGGGAGGAAGAUGACGAGAGAAGGCACCACUUUUUUCAAGCAGUGAUGGGAUCUGAUGAGUUACCACCUGAUCAAUGCACUCCUGAAAUUGUGCACUUUUUCUUGCGACAGCAUGUUGAAGCUCCAUCAAUGUGGUCAAUCUUUCCGCUCCAGGAUUUGCUAGCACUCAAAGAAGAUUACACGACACGGCCUGCAGUGGAAGAGACUAUCAAUGAUCCAACAAACCCAAAGCAUUACUGGCGAUAUCGUGUACAUGUGACGAUGGAGUCCUUGCUUGAUGAUAAAGACCUCACAAAAACAAUAAAGGGUCUUGUCCACGGGAGUGGAAGAUUUUACCCUCAGAAGGAUCUGGAAUCAGGUCAGGCAACUGGUGAAGGAUUAGCAAAGCUGCAGCUAGGGAGUGAACUCCCUUCAGGAACACAGACAAAUGGACUCUCCAACAAGGAAGCUGUGGCAUUUGUAUGACUAUAAAAUGCUCUUUUAGAUGCUCAUGUCAAAGCUGAAACAAAUAAAUCCUUCGUUACCCUACCCUUACAACUACCUUGUCCGCCAUGUGGUUCAAUAGCUUGUCAUACAAUAUAAUUAAACUAGAUUUGAAGCUAUAUUUUAUUUUAUAGAAAUAAAAGAAUCAUUGUAUGGUA
Messenger RNA from Solanum dulcamara, 3197 nucleotides. Its product is annotated as 4-alpha-glucanotransferase DPE2. Gene Ontology annotation, biological process: carbohydrate metabolic process. Lineage: Eukaryota; Viridiplantae; Streptophyta; Magnoliopsida; Solanales; Solanaceae. The record is from RefSeq and is a predicted model, not a curated record. The transcript is spliced from 23 exons. Gene Ontology annotation, molecular function: 4-alpha-glucanotransferase activity; starch binding. Bases 130 to 3021 code for a protein of 963 amino acids.